Messenger RNA from Closterium sp. Naga37s-1, 552 nucleotides. NCBI's taxonomy places the organism in Eukaryota, Viridiplantae, Streptophyta, Zygnematophyceae, Desmidiales, Closteriaceae. The record is from the annotation of a GenBank genome assembly.
AUGAUAGCCCUCACAGCUUCGAGCUCAGCAGACGAGGCAAGCACUGUCGAGCCCUCCACCGCAACCGGCGCCGCCACCCGCGCAGAAACCGCUGUACCCGCAGCGUGGAUGCAUGGGGAAUCCGAUGGCAAUGUUGCUGAUCGUGCCAAUGCCAAAUCCAAUGUUUAUCAUGGCGAACCCAAUGCUGAUCCGUAUUCCACUGCCGAUGACGACGAUGCUGAUGGGGGCAAUGCAAGCGGUGCGAACAGUGAAAACGGUGCAAGAAGUGCAAGCAGUGCGAUCAGUGCAAGCGGUGCACGUGGUAGAAUCAAGGGUUCGCAGCGGUUCUACAUGGUGACGGGCGAGGGCGACUACUGCGCGGGAGAGUCGCACUGGACGUGGAGCUUCCUGUGCGCCGCGGCGGAGGCGAAGCUGCUCAACCGCACGCUCAUCAUUCCCAUGGCCAGGUGCCUGGACGCACGGCAUACUUUGUCGCAUCUGACGGAGGAGAAACCAUUGGCGCUGUACUAUGAUAUGGAUCACUGGCCGCGGUACGAGUACUUGGCUCCUUGA